AUGUGGAAUGCACUCCACUCAACAUCAAACUGGAAGACACUAGCCAACAAAGUUUUGUCUGUUGCGGUCUCUCCUGAUAGCUCAUGCAUUGCUGCAGCAGGCAGGGACAAGGCAAUCUAUAUGUUCAAUGUGCCUGAUGGCACUGCUACUCUCAAGCCGCUUAUGGUACACACCCAUUUGAUCAGCUUGGUGGCGUUCUUGCCUGAUGGCAGGUACCUUGCUUCUGGCGGCGCUGACUGUGUCAUCUGUCUGUGGGAUACCACAAGCGGCAAGCUACUAUUCAGUUCACUCCUAGGGCAUGAAAGACAAGUUUGGUUGGUUUUGUUCUCACCCAAUAGUAGGCUCAUUGCCUCUGCCUUGGAUGACAAGACCAUACAAACCUGGGAUGUAGACAAUGGGAUUCUGACACCUAUGGACCAAGUUGGAACACACAAGGAAGAUGUCUACUCAGCAGCGUUCUCUCCCAAUGGCAAGAGCAUUGUUUCUGGCUGUAAAGAUGGGAAGAUCCAGAUGUGGGACGCGCAGGCGCUGUCACUCCUAUUUGAUCCAUUUGGAUUGCAGUGGCAUAAGGGCAGUAUCAACUUGGUCACGUUCUUGCCUGAUAGCAGACUCAUUGCUUCUGGGUCAAGCAAUAACACCAUCUGCGUGUUUGACUUGCGCAGUGGCAAUCUAGUGUUGGGUCCUCUCAAGGGGCAUGAGGGAUCAGUUCUGUCAGUUAUGUUCUUGCCCAACGGCAGUCACAUUGUAUCUGGCUCAUCUGAGGGGAGCGUCUGGGUGUGGAGGGUGAAAGAUGGAGGGCCUGCGUGCAAGCCACUUUGA
Molecule: messenger RNA, 819 nt
Organism: Rhizoctonia solani
Lineage: Eukaryota; Fungi; Basidiomycota; Agaricomycetes; Cantharellales; Ceratobasidiaceae
Product: peptidase C14
Exons: 1
Coding region: 1-819 (272 amino acids)
Molecular function (GO): protein binding
Source: RefSeq, a predicted model, not a curated record